CCAUUCCCCACGCGGUAGCGGGUGAGACUCGUGGACACCCUGGGGGAGCAGGGCGCCGCGGUCUCCGCCCACUUUGCCUCUCCCGUGCAGGCAGAGAUGUCGUGGAAUGGCUGGUUCAGAAGUUCUGCAUCUCCGAGGAGGGUGAGAGUCAAGGCACACCGCGAAUCGGGGAGUGUGGAAGGGGAGGCUAGCGGAGCGCUUACUUUUCGUUCUCAUCAGAGGCCCUGCACCUGGGCACACUCCUGGCUCAGCAUGGCUACAUCUACCCACUGCGUGAGUCCCGAGACUUGACGCUCCAUCCCGAUGAGACGCCCUACAGGUUCCAGGUCAGGCCCAGGGUAGCAGGGUGCACCACCACCAGGGGAGGUGUGGGGCUUACUGGGGUUGGAGCGGGGACAUUGAGACAUACUAGACAGGACCCACACCCUCCCCCAAAAGAUCUGGACAGAAGCAAGUCAAGGGAGCUUCAACUUUCUAGGGCUGCAGCAGCCGUGCAAAGGGCAAUGUGCGGAGCAUUCAGCUGGAGUCCAGCAGCAGGUCCCAGCCUUGAAAGAUAAUCUGCUGAUGUUAGGGGCCCUGCACCUCCCUCCAUGUGUGAGUCCAGGCCACCCCACGCUCAGACCAUGACCACAUCCUUGGGUUAUCAGGCUCCACUUCUUCCCCAAUCAGCUGGGGAGGUAUUCAGAGUCACGGAAGCGGUCCCUUUACAAGACCCCAAGGAACAAAGUGGCCUCUGCUCCAGGUAGAAAGAUUGGGCAGUGGUCAGCGGGAGCUUCCAGAUCAGGAUGCACCCUCUGAGGAGCCAUAGAUAGGAACCAUAAGGUAGUAGGGAGUAACUGGGAGAGAGAUGAGAAGGUCUUGGACAUCAUUUUCCCUGCACAAGACACCCUACUUCUGGACAAGCACUCUGUGGCCAGCUGCUGAGCUGGACUAUGCCAUCUACCUGGCUAAGAAGAACAUCCAAAAACAAGGGGCCCUGGUGGACUACGAGAAGGAACAUUAUGCCCAGCUGCACAAGAAGAUCAACCAUGCCUGGGAUCUAGUAGUGAUGCAGGCUCGAGAGCAGCUGCGGGCAGCAAAGCAGCGCAGGAAGGGAGACAGGCUGGUCGUUUCGUGUCAGGAGCAGACAUACUGGCUAGUGAACAGGCCCCCUGUGAGUCCGCGUGUGGUGAGGGCAGAGUUCUCCUGGUCGUCAAAAAGGGUCUGUCCUGGGGCACCAAACAUUCUGGAGCAGGGUCCUGAGAGGGGCUCUUACAACUCCAGCCGAGUACAGAUGAGCUCGGAUUUCUAUAAGUGUGAGAUCGAGCGCUUCAGGAAGGCACUGGGCAGGAACCGGGUGAAGUCUUCUGUCUGCCUUGAGGCGUACCUGAAGUUCAGCAGCCAGCAUGGCCCGCACGAUCCCAUCUUGUCAGGAUGCCUGCCCAGCAACCCUUGGAUCACAGACGAUGUCACCUACUGGGCCAUGAAUGCGCCCAAGGUGGCUGCCCCCACAAAGCUCCGUGUGGAGCGAUGGAGCUUCAGCUUCCGGGAGCUCCUGGAUGACCCCGUGGGGCGUGGCCACUUCAUGGACUUUCUCCAGAAGGAGUUCAGCGCGGAAAACCUCAGCUUCUGGGAGGCUUGUGAGGAGCUGCGCUUUGGCGGGCAGGCCCAGGUCCCUGCCCUGGUGGAUGCUGUCUACCAGCAGUUCCUGGCCCCUGGAGCUGCCCGCUGGGUCAACAUUGACAGCCGGACAAUGGAGUGGACCCUAGAGGGGAUGCGCCAGCCACACCGCUAUGUCCUCGAUGCGGCCCAGCUGCAUAUCUACAUGCUCAUGAAGAAGGACUCCUACCCGAGGUUCCUGAAGUCUGACAUAUACAAGGGCCUGCUGGAGGAAGCUGUGAUUCCACUGGAGACAAAGCGCUGGGCAUUCCCAUUCUUGCGGAAACCUCUGCACUCAAGCCCCAGCCCUGUUCUUCAAUCUACCCCUGAGGAGCCUGCAGUGACCAGCAUCCCUGCAGGUGGCAACGGGGAGCAGUAAUUGGAUCUUGCCAGUCACCUCACUUUACCUGUGGGGUCAUGCUCUCCUGGACACUGGUAUCGCCCUGUGUAGAGAGCCCAGCCUAACUAUAAGGCCCUUGGGCCUCCACUAAGGAAAUCCUCCCCUGCCUAGAAGGGACUGGUCCAGCCACUGAUUCCUAGUGAAGAGAUUUCAUUGGCUGAGCCCUACCAGGACAGGACUUGUUCCUAGAAGGUAAUUCUCAGAGUUCCUGGUAUUCUGUCAUCUUAAGUUCAAGACUAGGUGGCCAUCUCUUCUCUAGAAUGCCAAGUUAGUGACCCAUGAAGAGAUACUGGUCUCCGGUUAUGCCAUCCUAUUCAGGAGGGCUCCACCACUGUGUGGGUUCCUUGUUCUGCUGGAGCUUCUUAGUAGACAGUAUCUGCAGGUACCACAUUCACCACUGUACAUGGCUUCUCUUCCACCCGUUACCAGAUCUGUAGAAAAGCAAUUCCAUGCUGCUGUCCUGGUUGUGAUGCUUCCAGAACCCCUAGGGAAGGUCUUUGCCAAGGAACAGUCUCCCUCUCCAGGCUGCCCCAAGCCGCUAGCAUUGCCAUCCCUGCCCCAGAGCUAGAAACAGAUGCCUCCUUCUGCCAUGCAGCUCCCACCAGGGUUGUCCCCCAGUCUCUGCUCACAACUCAUUUCUACAGAAAUAAAAGAUUCAAGCCCUUGCA
Alexandromys fortis (reed vole) is the source of this 2706-nucleotide messenger RNA. RefSeq names its product regulator of G protein signaling 11 (gene Rgs11). Gene Ontology annotation, molecular function: GTPase activator activity. The transcript has 13 exons. The coding region runs from base 848 to 2017 and encodes 389 amino acids. The record is from RefSeq and is a predicted model, not a curated record. Lineage: Eukaryota; Metazoa; Chordata; Mammalia; Rodentia; Cricetidae. Gene Ontology annotation, cellular component: cytoplasm; neuron projection; plasma membrane. Gene Ontology annotation, biological process: intracellular signal transduction; positive regulation of GTPase activity; G protein-coupled receptor signaling pathway.